Molecule: messenger RNA, 393 nt
Organism: Paramecium sonneborni
Lineage: Eukaryota; Ciliophora; Oligohymenophorea; Peniculida; Parameciidae
Source: the annotation of a GenBank genome assembly
AUGGCGAAGAUAUGGCAAAUUAAUAACUUCAUUUGUAUCAAAAUCUUUAAUAAAUUUGAUUGCUUAAAGAAAUAAGUAACUUUUAAUGGUGAAUAUAAUGCAAAAGGUAUGAAGUUAGGUGGCUGGGAAAUUAGUUAUAACAAAUAUGGAAAGGAAAAUAUAACUAUAUGUAAAUUUUACUCAAGUAUAAGUUAUAAAAUAUUAUUAGAGGUGGAUUGUAUCGUUAUGAGGAAGGUUAGGUAAAGAUUGGAAAUUUGGUAGAGUUAGAUGAAGGGUUUAAUGAUGACUGGUAAAAUAUAAAAAAUAUUAAAGAAUCUGAUCUUAUAACGUUCAUUCUAAGUUUAUUAGCAAUUAAUUGAAUUUAUUCAACUAUUGAUUUAAGAAAUAUAUUGA